Lytechinus pictus (painted urchin) is the source of this 5882-nucleotide messenger RNA. Its product is annotated as regulator of G-protein signaling 7-like. Gene Ontology annotation, molecular function: GTPase activator activity. The transcript is spliced from 15 exons. The record is from RefSeq and is a predicted model, not a curated record. Gene Ontology annotation, cellular component: neuron projection; cytoplasm. NCBI's taxonomy places the organism in Eukaryota, Metazoa, Echinodermata, Echinoidea, Temnopleuroida, Toxopneustidae. Gene Ontology annotation, biological process: regulation of G protein-coupled receptor signaling pathway; positive regulation of GTPase activity; intracellular signal transduction. Bases 18 to 1412 code for a protein of 464 amino acids.
AAAAAUUGAUUCAGCGAAUGCAAGAUGAGAAGAAUGGCGUACCUGUCCGGACUGUUAAAAGUUUCAUGUCUAAAGUUCCUAGUGUUUUUACAGGAGCUGAUCUGGUUCAAUGGUUGAUGAAGACGUUAGAUAUUGAUCAAGGUAAUACCACAGCGAACUCAAUACAUUUAGGGUCAUUGCUAGCAGCUCAUGGCUAUUUCUUCCCCAUUACGGAUCAUGUGCUUACACUGAAGGAUGACAACACAUUCUAUAGGUUUCAAACACCUUACUUCUGGCCCUCAAAUUGUUGGGAACCGGAAAACACAGAUUAUGCGGUAUACUUGUGCAAACGAACUAUGCAAAACAAAUCAAGGCUAGAACUGGCAGAUUAUGAAGCAGAAAAUCUGGCCAAACUGCAGCGAAUGUUUUCCAGAAAAUGGGAAUUCAUUUUCAUGCAAGCAGAAGCACAAGCAAAGGUGGAUAAAAAGAGGGAUAAGAUGGAAAGGAAAGUGUUGGAUAGUCAAGAAAGAGCAUUCUGGGAUGUCCAUAGGCCUGUACCAGGGUGUGUCAACACUACUGAAAUGGACAUCAAGAAACUCAGCAGAAUCAACAGAACGUUCAAGAAGAAAAAGAUCAACUCUCCAAGUGAAGAUGGUGAUAGCAGAUGUCCGUCAGAUUCAGACAUACAAUCAGCUUCAGAAGAAAGCAAAAGACAGGAGUCUUCUCAUCAUCAUCAUCUGCACUUUGCAUGUUGUUCACCAAUUCUCUUCCUCACUCGUAAGGUGGAGAUGUUGAAAGCAAGAUUAGAAAAGAGGCAGUACAAGACAUCUAAGGUCGCAGAACUAUUAAUAGCAUACUGUCAGCAGUAUCGAGAUUACGACUCGUUUCUCUCAGCGGCAGAGCUGGGUCCAAAUCCUUGGAUAUCAGACGACACAGCAUUGUGGGAAGCUGCCUCAACUAUGAGUUUGAAGGAAGUACCAGUGUACAGGGUAAAAAAAUGGGGUUUCUCCUUCGAUGAUCUCUUGAAGGAUUCCCUAGGAAGAGAUCAGCUAUCAAAGUUCCUGGCUAAGGAGUUCAGUGAAGAAAAUUUGAGGUUUUGGAUUGCAUGUCAAGACCUCAAAAAGAUGACUUUCAGUCAAGUACCAGCAAAAGUGCAGCAAAUAUACAGUGAAUUCUUGUCGGACAGUUCACACAGUCCUAUCAACGUGGAUUCUAAAAUCCUGGACACGACUCGCAAAAAUAUGAAGAACCCAAACCGCUACACCUUUGAUGCCGCCCAGGAACAUAUAUACACGCUAAUGCGCAGCGAUAGUUACCCCCGUUUUCUCAGGUCGGAACAGUACAAGGAGCUGCUUAACCCAAAGAAAAAGACCAAGUCUCUGAUCCCUAAAUUGCCCAGUCUGGCAACCAAGGCCGAAGUCUUGGAUAAAUGAUGCCGCUUGCAGACGCUUCACCUCAACACUAAUCAUGCACCCUAACAAGUUAAUGCAGCAUCUUACCAAUCUACACAUAGUCUAACCAAACCUGUUUGAGCAUCUCAUGAAUCUACACAUAGUCUAAAUACCAGACCUGAGCUGAAUAUGGCUAUUUCCCCCCUUGGAUCAUGGCUCUCAUAGAGCAUUGUGACCAAUGCAUGUGUCAUUGUGUUGGAUGAUGAUUGGUGACUAUCUAAAUACCAUCAAAGUAGUACCAGGAUUACCCUACCAUCCAACAAUCACAUACAUCCUUUAGAACGGCAAUCAUGCAACUAACAUCAGACACCUUGCUACACGCAUGGACUACCCGACCUACCCCAGGAACUACCUACCUGAGUGGCUUUUUACUAGCACUGCUUCAUGAGAAACAAAACUACUUCUAAACACUGACAUGUUAAGGCGUGCAAUGACAUGCUAGGCAUUAAUAAAGACAAAUUAACAGCUCGCAAGAGACUACAGAGACAUGAUUAUGAUGUCUCUCUGUUUCAUUAAUGUGUGUGUUCUUCAACGGACCAUCUUCUACAAAAGAGAAGAGACAAAGAUACUCUUGCACAGAUUUUUGCAUAUUCUCUGGUCCUUCAAUUUUUUUUAAAGAACUUUUAUAUGAGAUUGAAGUAGAGUAUGAAUUGUUUCUUUCCCUUUUUGCCAAUCAGAAGCAGAGAUUAUUCUCUUAUAAGCCCUUGCCUAUAUAACCUCUCUUCUCUCACUCUUCUCUCUGGAUAUGCUGAUUUGACUUAGAUGGGUGUUAACUCGCGAUGGCAACGAGCAGCACUGCUUGUUCGAUCUCAUCUUCAUAAUAGGACACCAAUGGCUUCAAAUGAAGAACCAAUGAGUCCUGCACGCAAAGUUCAAACAUUAUGAUCAUGUGAUGUAGGAACAGAAUACAGCUGGAAGUCAUACCCUAAUAUGUUGUUAUCUUGGACCACCAAAGGUUUGACCGGCAGCCAUCGUGAGUGCUACUACAAUUUUUAUUGUGAGAAGUGAUAGCUGUAGUAUGCGUCGAAAGAGAAGUCUUUGUGUGUGAAGAAAUGAAAGACUAGCUAAUGAAGGCAGGAAUGUUUUUCUGUGAUGGAACCGUAGCUGAUUCUGCAUUCGCUACGUGUAUGUAGGAUAACAGAUCACUUCUGAACUCCCAGCAUAGCGGAUAUCUACAAGCUUCAUAAUAUGCAAGUACAAGUGUUUAGCAGAUAUAUUAAUGUUACGCUUACAGUGUAGGUCAGGGAUCAACUCUUCACCUAAAUCAUGUUCUAAUAACUACUCUGAUAUUCAGUUAUCUAAUUGAAAUUCACCCUCGGAUAACUUUAUCAUACACAGUGUGGUGAGUCCUUGGUCUACCAGCAUAGAAAAGAAAAUACACAUGUACAUGAUUUACAAAGUAGUCUAUUUUGCACAAGUUAUUAGAAUCCAUAGUUACCAAAAAGCCAGCAUCACAGUCCAUUUUCAUGAAUUAUCAUGGAGCUAACAUGUCUGUAAUUACACUUAAUGACCAAAAAAGAUAUUAAUAUCAUUUAAGUUUUUGAAAUUUGUAGGUGGAUUACGAGUAUGUAAAAUGAAUCUUUAUUUGAAAUAAGCUAUUGUUAUGGAAUUCUUCAAACAGAAUAUUGUCAGGAGACAUCUUUGAAAUCUAAUAUGGAUGUGUUUGUCAAUCAGUAUGUUGCUACAGGAUACAUGAAAAGUAACCAUUUUAAUCUCGAAAGGAUUUAAAAGUGAUCCCAGCAGAAUACAAAGUCUGAUCCCACAGAAACAAAUGAAUUAUCUUGUAGCAUAUUUGAGCAUACAUGAUCAGGGAAAAUUGCUAUUAAGUUGAAAAAGUGUGUGUCACAGUUGUGAUACAAAACAAUUAACCUUUCUAACUACUGAAUUUUCUGUUAUGUAUAGACUUAUGCAGGGACAAUUCAAUUCCUUUAGCCAAUAAAUUCAGUUGGAACAGAAGGCAAGAUUGCUUAUAAAAUGCAUCUGUAACGAUUGUUGUCUUUGUUUUGUCAUUUCAUAUAUAAUAUGUCCAAAAUCUGACUAUACAGUGCAUCCCAGAAAAAAACGGAACCGAGAAUAAUUGAUGAUUGAUAAAAACGCAAUCACAAAUACAAUAGACAAAUUACCUAUCAUUGCAAAGCUUAGAAUCUCUCCUCUUUCACCUGGUAGAACUCAAAAGAAAAUCACAUGUCUAAAUAGUUCAAUAUCUGCUCUUUAAUUUGAUACCUCAAUCACAUAAAAAAUAAUGGUCAUCUCAAAUAACAAAGUUCUGUUUAUUUCAAAUAAUACUUGAAUUUCAAUAAUUUUACAAAAUGAAGAUGUUUUACUUGCUUGCUGUCCUCAACACCCUGUUUUGUUGACGGUCAGCCAUGCAUAAAUUCUUUUGUUAACCAUGCGACAGCUACUUGAGGGAAUCUGUGAAAAAACAUUUGUUUUAUGAAAUUUAUGGAGUUACCAGUACAAGCAUUAUUUCAAAGAGACAACUUUGUUAUUUCCUGACCAUUUUUUGUGAUUUGGGUUAUCAAACUAACAAGCAGAUAUCAAAUAAAUAAUUCUCUGUUUUGUUAUUUCUGGUUGCACUAUAAUGUUCUUAUUUCUUGAAUACAAACCUGAAAAAGUCAGAAAUCAUUAGGAUUUAAAAUCCUGUAGCAACAUGCCUAGUGACAAUCCAAGUUAAAAAGACAAUUAUUUGGGGCAUGACCCAAUGAAAUGAGGUACAUGUAGUGAAGUUUAACAUUGUUUGUUCAUGUAGUCCUUCAUUGUUUUCCUUUAAUUUCAUUCCAAUUAUCUUCUUGGAAUAAAUAAAACUGUUAUGAUAAAAAAAGAUUUUAUUAUGAUUUUUGUAGUGUUAUGAGAGUAGUAUAUUCCAUUUUAUAUAUUAUAGAAAAUGAUGUUUAUUGCAAUAUUGGGUAUAAGUACGAUUUCUAAGAACUGCUGGUUAGUUCAAGUAAACAAUGCUUUUAUUAUUGGUGUUAUUACUAAUGGACAUAUGAAUUGCAAAGCAGGUGUUUUAUCUUCAUGUGAUAGUGGAUUACUUAUCAUAGCCCAUUGAUUUCAUUUGAAAAUCAUAAGAUUAACCAACUGUUGAGUUAAUUAAAGUUAUGUAUUAACUUUAAAACAAAACUAUUCCUUGUUUUUCAAUGUGAAAUAAAACAAGAUUAUGACCUCCCUAGUAACAUCACAUUUGAAAAAAAAAGUUCUGAAAGGUUGUUAAAAACUUCUCCCAUCAUAAGUUUCUUGCCAUUACAUUGAAACAGUAAAGAGAUGUGCAAUUGAUAAGUCUAUUUCCAAACUUCAAGGUUUGUACUUAUGAGUGUUUAAUAUGAAGGCUGCAGAUAUUAUAUCCUCUUGGAAUUAUUACCUCAUUUUAUUUGGUGUCUUAGAAGCUAUAUGUACAAUUUAUCAUUCUCUAGAAUUGGCUCUACAAAAUUUCUAUUAUCCUACAACUAUUACUAUAAUAGGAAGUAGUUCUUGCAUGCAGUUCUUUAAGAUUAUAAGAAAUUAACUUAAAAAACAUAGAGGAAUAUUGUGAGCAUUUAAUUAAAAUAAAAUCAUAUUUAUGGGGAAAUGAAUAGCAUGUUGAUUAAAACUUUCCAAGGCCCUUAAACCAAUAAAAAGUUAGAAUAGGUUACACACAGUGAUGUGAAUAUUUUCUCAUUGACAGAGAAAAAUUCAACACAGCUGUUUUAUGGAUCAAUCUUUGGUUUUGUUAUUAACCUUUUUAACGUUGGCUCAUAUUUUCACUAUUUUUAAAAUGCUUCCAAUGAAUAAUAACUACUUGAGACAUUCAGAUUGGUCUUUGAACUAUAUAUCAUGAAUGUUUAAACCAUUUAAAGUAUUGAACAUUUUUUUUUUCAAAAUUCAGCAGGGGAAAUUAAGACAGCCAUUGAAAAAGAAUUAUGGCUCAGAUUUUCUAGACAUAAACAUCCACGGAAACAAGGAUAUUACAGUAAGAGACUAAUUAUUAUUCUAAAUCUAAUCAUCACAUUUUCAGGUAUCAGAAUGAGAAUUUGUAAUUCUAAAUUGGGUGACUAUUAGGUCUAAAGCAUUUGAAUAGAUGCCAGGACAAUGAAUAAAAUACAUACAGAGAAAUUUAAUUAGUAGUUAUGAAAACAGUUAGUGAUAGUUCCAAAUGGAUCAAUAGUUAAAACAUUCACUAUAGAGAAUUAAAGUGACAUCCUUUUUUUUGGGGGGGGGGGGGAACAUUUCAGCAUUUUCACGAUCCUAUUUCCAUAAGGCAUGCUUUAAAAAAAAGGCUCUUCGUACAGUUUUAGAUUUUAUGUGUGAAGAGGAUUAAAUGAGUUUGUAAUGAAAGCUUUUUUCUUUCCUCAUGGUUCUUUCCCCAUUAGCAAAUUCCUAAGCAUUAAUUCACUUUCUUUUGUGUAUCAAAGCAGUCCAUAGACAAUUUUUUGAUAAUAGCAACAUAUUUAAGAUCACAAAAUAAAAUAUUGAAAA